Messenger RNA from Penicillium olsonii, 4950 nucleotides. The record is from the annotation of a GenBank genome assembly. Lineage: Eukaryota; Fungi; Ascomycota; Eurotiomycetes; Eurotiales; Aspergillaceae.
AUGGCAGAGCUCCAAGGUAUUCGGACUGACCUGCGUGGUCUGUACCAGGACCUCUCUGCUGUAUCAGAAGGACACCUUGACAAUGUGGAACGACUCUGUUUCGAAUUGGAGGCUCACAUUCAAGACUUCCGCAAGCUCCUCGACAAACCCGCAAAGAACAAUGCCAGUCGCCAGGCAGUCCUCUCAGGGAAGAUUACCGUUGCGGAGGUUGAAUAUUCGGUCAACACGGAUUUCCAGCAGGGCGCGCUACAGCUAGCUGAUGCCUUGGACAUUGAUGAAUUGCAAGCUGCCGAGAUGUUUUUAGCCGCCCAGGAAGACUCCCAGGCGAUGGAUCGACCCCCUCUAAUCGCAGCCAUCCUAUCCUUCCAUGAGCGCCGCCUGUUUACUCUGGAGUGUCUACGCCUCAUUUUCAAAGAAGCCCACGAAUUCGAACGCAAAGAAACCCUAGGGGUCAUGCAAGAAACCUUAUCCCACGUCCUCGAAAUCAAGGGCAGUUCUUUACAAAAUGCUUCCCUCUUUGCACGCAAGGCUCUGGGUUCAAUGGAGGACAUUGAAAGAUGGAUAACGCUUCUUGGAGAUCAAGCUCAAAAAGCCACUCUCGUUGGCCAGGAUACUGACAGCGAUGUCAUGGAGGCUAUUAAUUUCCAGCGUGGUAGUCUCCGGCAGCAGCACGAAUCGCUUGGAGCCAUUAUCUUCUACAUGUUCAAGGACACUUACACGAGUCCCGAAGACUUCCGCGCUCUCGUGGGGAAAUUGAAAGCCCUGGAUCGGUUCGACGGACAACUAUUCGACUACAUGCCUGUUACGAUUGCCGCCUUUGUGCAACAUGGUUCCCCCGAAGGGUCUGGAUCUGAGAAAGUGGCCCGGGAUUUGAACAAAUUGAUGACAUCGCCACAAGAGAGCCAAGGUUGGAAACUACCGAACUUCCAUGCAUGCCUUACUGCUUUGUGGAUCUCGGUUUACAGCGGAUGGUAUUUUGAUGGAAUGACAUCUCCCUCAGUCGAUGCCGAGAAAGAAUCCGAACAGCGCACCAAGACUUUCAUGACCUCCCUUGACGAUGGAGCUCUUGAUUUCAUGUUGGCCAUAUGCUCUACGGUCAAUGACCAGGAAUGGGCGGAUCCCGCACGAAGCGAGCUAGUUUCGCUACUUCUAAGGGAGAGCGUAGUCUCAUUGCCUGAGUCCGAGUCUUGCUCCGCCUUCAUGAAACAGCUGUUGAUGGAGAACUUUGAAGUCUUUGUGGAGACCUGCAUCGCCAAUAUGCCUGAUGCAGUCCGACAAUUGAAGUCCGAGGAGGACUCGCAGCGCCUAGAGCAAAUUACCGCACUUCGCGAUGGUCUCACUUCCAAUCUCCACCGUGGGUUGGUUGAGGCGCGCACUCACCUCGAGUCCCUUCUGAUGAUUAUUGCGUUUGCAUUUGAGCAUCGGGAGGAGGCUGCUCAAGAAUUCUGGGGCGAUCCAGAUGGCAACCUGUAUGGCUUCCUUCAAUGGGCGUCCAAGCGGCAAACCGUUCCUCGAGUGAGCGCUUUCUGCGAAAUGCUGUGCUCAAUCUCUGAGGGCGAGGAAAACGCAGCUGCAGCGCACAAAUUUUUGACGGAAGAAGAAAGGUUUAUGUCUACCAAGUUCAAGCGGUCUACGACUAUGAGCUGGUCACAAAUGUUUGCCGAGCUCAAGCUCUACGCAUCUCGCGUCACCGAAAAACCUUCCGGUGGAACAGCAGCUGUACAGGGACCGAGCAUGUAUCUCGGACGCAAGCCAGAGCCUGUAGAGAUGAAUGAGCCUGAGAGCCCUGUUAUGCUGACAUGCUACCUUCGAUUGAUGGGUCAUCUUUGCAAGCAGAGUGAAGUGAUCCGUCAGUGGAUGUUGCAAAACGAGACCUUCGACGUGGCCAACACUCUGUUGGAUCUGUGCAGUGGGUCCAUUCCAACGCACCUUCGUGCAACGAUUUUCUCAACUCUUUCAUUCCUUAUGACCGACAAAUCUUCCCUCGUCGGAAAUGAAAUGUGGACACGUCUCGACGGAUGGUUGUCAGGAGGAUCCAUGAGCGCAAGUAUUGGGAAAUUGCCAUUGGUAUCCAAUCCCGCUAUGUUGCAUCAGCAACAGGCCUUGAAGACAAUUGGAGAGAGUUUUGAUCAGACCAAUGCAUUUGUUGCUCUCAUCAACUCACUCGUAUCAACUCCGUCAGAUUUGUUUGAAGACAUCAUGGCACUGUCCUUCCCGGAGGCAUUAGGUGGUACCUAUCGCAUGUCCGGAAUCGAGCCCUACAUCGAUUUUGUCUUGGGGCAUGCCUUUUCCCGGAAAAUGCAGGAUCUCAGCGAGUAUCAAUCUCGCCUGCUCAACUUUGGCUGUCUCGAAUUUGUGGUAGUAAGCCUGAGGUCUUUCAAUCAAGAUCUGGUCAUGGUCUUGGGCGAGCCAUCUAUAUCCGAUUCUCCAGAGCAAACCUCCUCACUUCUCGCUUAUGUUUGCGCUCAUCCAUUUGCACGUGUGCUGGACUGGUUCUUCAAUGAGAAUGUUCUCAAGGCUCUGUUCGCAGUCUCCAAACAGAACACUCCAGAAGUUGUCAUCUCGCCAUCAGACUCUCUCCUGGUUUUGACCUUGCUCCGAAGCCUCGAGGUCAUGGACCUCCUCGUUGAUCUUCAGUCCACCUACUUCAACAUUGUCAAGCCGAUAAUACGUUCCCAGCCUGGGGCAUCCCGGACAUUUGUGGCCAACUCCUCACUCGCCUCGUUCGAGGAUAGUGUGCUGAACAAUCUCUCGCUCAUCACGUCCUUGUGUAUGUAUUGCAGCACAGGACAUCAGCAACUCACAAUAACAUCAAUGACUCUUCUGGAAAAACUCACCAGCUCCAGGAAGCUCAACAGAAUGAGCUCUCCUGAACUUACCAAGUGGCAAUCUUCCAACAAGAUCGUGGAAGUACUGGCAUCUGAGGUCAAUAUGGAUAGCAUUACCUAUCCGCUUGUUGACCAAAUGAAACCGGAUGCCCGAGAAUUCGCAUUCGGUCCUGCUGCAGGCGGCUAUGUCAUUCGGGAGAAGCUUCUCGCUCUCCUCAACACCUGCCUAGAAUACAUCACCGAUCGUCCGACAGUAGCUCAUCUCCUGCUAGGUUUUGAGUGUGUGGGUACUAUCCUCGAUGUGUCAUCGGAAGGGCUGUUCGCAAACCAAACAUCUUUGCUGCAUGCCCUCAUUGAUUUCCUGAGGACUUAUCCCGAGGAAAUCAAUGGAACCAUCAUGUCUUGGGCGGUGCAUCUCAAACGCAUGGCUAUCGAGGUCUUGAAACAUCUCUGGUCGUCCAAGCUGGCCAGCUUUUACACACUGGGUGAAAUGCGUGCUCAGAGAUUCCUCUGCGAUAUGUUCACCAACCAACUUAUCGUCGGCCCCAACACAUCUUGGAAUGAGUCUGCUGCGGACGAUGAGUUCUGGCUCACAGAUGGUGCAAAUUCCAUUGCAGAGUUCUUACUUUACCGGAGUCACCUCUUCAGCUAUGCUGCGACUGAAGUUCGUUCGGCAGCGCAAGCUCGGUCGCCGGCUUUGCAUGCCCAUAUUCUAUCCAUCUUGCUUGGCAAGGUUGUUACAGAGACAGCCACGUCAACUUCCAAUCCCUCCAUCUUCGACUUGUUCGAUUUCGCGGAUCUCGAUGUUGGCCCUGAGCCCAGCGCCCCUAGCCUCUCUCUUCUCCAUGGUGUUUUCCUGCAGGUUGAGCAAAAGCAGAAAGAGGGCGUGUACGACCCCGACGGUGUUGAUCAAAUGAUUCACAUUCGACGGGCAGAGUUAGCUUCCUAUGGAGUUCUCCGGGCACAGAAUGAGGAGCAACUUCUUUUCGAAGCCCAGCUCCUGAAAUCCUACAUUAUCGAAAUGGGCCAGAAACGAGUCGUUCGGGAAAAUCGCUACCUCGCCCUCCGAUCCUGGGUGGAGCUGGUUGCCACCCUCAUCACUUGCUCCGCUCUGGAGGAAGAAAGUAAACCCGUGUUCAUUCUUCACACGAUCCAACUGAUCAGCCCUAAGCUCACGGCAGCUAUCGAGGCCGGCCUCCCUGACGCGCUUGAAUUGGCACGACUGGCUGAAUUACUGAUCGGUGCUCUUGCCUCCGGUGCAUCAACGGCGUCUCGCAGCGGGGAUGUGAUCGAUGAAAAACUACACCAGCUUUUCCUACUGUGUAUGCGCGGCACGAACUUGGCUACAGGAAACGUACUAUUGAGGGAAACCCUCUAUGGUAUCUGCUCUCACUAUGUCAAUCGCAUCACAUCGUCAACUAAGACACAUGAAAACCUCCGACGUCUUAGCCAGCAGGUCAUCAAAUCGUCCGGAUCUCGUCUCAUCGAGACCAUCUGCGACGACGCCUACACUGGCCAAGAAUCUUCCCGUGCAUCUGCUCUUGUGCUAUUGAACAGUUUGGCGGUCUUGGAUCGCCAAACUGAUUGUGUUCUAGCAGAGCAUAUCUCUCGGUCGAAUUACCUCAGCCUCUUCUUGGACGUGCUUCGAUCUCUUCCCGUUGAACUUGACAACGCUCAGGAAAGCGAUACCCCAGCACUGCUAUCCUACUACGAGUCCUUGUUGUCUUUCCUCCAACGUCUGUCCCAAACAAAGAAUGGCGCAAAGUGUGUUCUCAACUCUGGUCUCUUCCAGGCCGUUCACGCCUCGCGUCUUUUCGCCGCAGACCCCGACAUUGGCAUAGACAUCGAAAACCCCGACGCUCUGCAACGAUACUAUGACCUUCUAUUGUCGGUCCUUCGACUCGUGGUGUAUACCGUCUUUUCUCGUGGAAUCGAUAACGCGCAGAUCCAGGAGCAGACUCGAUCAUUCUUGGCUACAAACCGGCCCUGCAUGGUCGGGAUCUUCAAGCGGUCUGCCAAUAUUGGGAGCACAUCCUCUGCCCACCAAGCCACUCUCCACGAGUUGGUCAAGGCGUUUAUUUCUCUUGUUUCUGCCACGGACUUUAUGGAGGUAUGUAUCUGA